CUAACUUCUAGAUCUGAUGCUAUUCUAACCCCCGCCCAGCAACCAGAAACACAAGAUGUGGCUUUCGCAUCCGCAGCAACCACUUGUCCUCGCGGUCCACGAGGGUGUCAUCGCGGUUUACUCCACAACCGCCGGGCUCGAGCUGACUCGCAUCGAUGUCGGCCCGGAGGUGGUGCGCGCGGCCUGGCACCCCCGGUUGCCGGCGUUUUUGGUGGUGACCACGGGGAGCUUUUCGCUCUACGUCGCGGUUCUUCUUGCCGCUGGGAGUGAGGAUGGAAGUGGUCGUGAUGUUGUCGGCAGAAACCGCAAUCAUGACAACGAAGAGGACUACGAAGAAGACUGCUCUCACGAAACAAGCCUGAUAAUCAAUCCUCCGCUACAUUUCGUCCUGCAGCAGAACGUGCCUCACGGGCUGUUGCGCGACCGAAUUCUGAACGCGUUUUUCGGAGUGCAAAGCCGAGUUUGCCUGUUGCACACCGCAGGGACGGUGGUGCCGCAUUUGCAGGACAGCUUGGAAGCCGAGGAGGCACAGCUGGAUGGCAUUUAUUCUUCAAGUAGCGCUUUUAUUGCGCCAGGGUCUUUCGAACAAAAAAGCACAGCAGCCUCUUCGUCUUCCAGCACCAGAGACACAAUUUUCUGCAGCUUUUGGGACGUGCACAUCACUUACAUGCCCGGCGGAGGUGCUGGAGGUGGUUAUGGCUAUGGGGCAUUAGGGAGUGAUGGUGGGGUGUGUUCUCCGCUUCUUUCCUUCCUCCUCCAAGUCGCGACCGAAGGUAGCAAAGUGCCUUUUAUGCCGAAUAGUGUUGGGAUUAGCACAGGAGCGGAGAAUGAGGAACAGCUAGACGACACUAAGAAUGUUUCUUCGGCCACCACGGGUCCUGAACAAAACUUCGGUCGUCGAUUUUACAAAACACAGUUUUCCGUUGCCGAAAUUUGGCAGGACGUCUUCACGAAUGCGGAGGUUUGUGCGGACGUGGUGGCCGAGGCGGCAGUGCGCAGAAAAGCCCGAGAGGAAAAGGACUACUACAGUAUUCAAUACUACAGGACUCGAAAAAUGGCAAUGACCCAGAAGAUGAACAAAGCUGUUCCUACAGGAAGGUCUUCUGCAUCGGCAGCAGAGGACCCCGACGCGCUCGAAAGCAAGAUAGCAACCGACACCCUGGAUGCCUGGGAUGCGCAUGUGGAAUGUCUGCGAGGACUACAUAGGAAACCACACCACGGCGACGAGACUACAUAUGAUGCUGCUACUCGUUCCUCAUCACAGCCAAGCUUUUUGUCGGCCGCAACAAAAGCAAAAUCCCCCGGUUGUUCUGGUGUCGUUCCAGAGACAUCACCAAGACUCCCUCUAGAUUUCGGCAGCGAGGCUUACUACGCAAGGCUUCUGGAAUCAAGUCCGGACGUCAGGUUCUUUGUCACGAGGAAGCGGGAAAAAACACUCAAGGAGCAGUACGCCAGUCGCGGUCAAGUCAGUCCCUGCGAGCGGUUCCUGGCGUCUUUUGCCGAAAGGCGCGUGCGUGUUUUCUGUUCUGGCGUUCUUGACGGACUACACGACGGAGCAGACGUUGACUUGAUGGGUACACAAGAGAACGCUUUUACCGGACUCGAACAACAUCUCCCGAACAGAGGAACUGUAGGUCGUGCACGACCAGGGGCGGACGAGAACAGAGACGGAGCAGUUCUGUUCGAGACACCUCCUUCGCGAACGCAAAAGACGAGGGGAGUGUUGCCUUCCUUACGCCAAACGCUUUGGCAGGGGCCGCGUACCAGCCGUCCUCAGAGAACUUCUGCGAUGCGCAGAUUGGACGAGAUGAACGGGGACUUGGGCUGUAGGAGUUCGAGUUCCAAAAAAGAAAGCGUUAGUAGAAGUGGCGGCCGCGAUCAUUUGAUUUCCAGCAACGCUAGUGUAGUCCUAUUCAACACCGACACCCCGUUGGUUGAGCGCGACUUUUCAGCCGCGACAAGCUCCCGCAAAGUGAGCUCUUCCUACUGCACGCUCGCUUUCCCUGACCGGGUGAGGUCGGUUUGUUGGGUUCUCGAGAACAAUUGUGCUGCUACAUCUCCUUCUACACCGCGAGCGGCGUUUCUGGUGCUCGAGGCGUCUGGACGGGUAUCCAUUUGGCGGGAAGCGUGUCGGGGGCAGCCAGUCGGGUUCCGAAUGGUGUCCCGAAUCGAUGUUGGGAUGAACCUAAACGUCUCCGCCGCGCGCAGUACUGCACAAGAUGCUGAGGCAGAUGGAAGGAACGAACUUUUCCACGUGCAGCCAGUCUUUCCUUUGGCUGCCGGCGGGAUAAGGGACCAGGCCCAGCAGAUAGCUUCACCUCUGGAAAGUGUAGUGGAGAACAGAAUAUUUGAACUUCUGCAGGAAAGCAGUCGAGGCGCUUCAACCAGUAGAGCCGCGCGACUGCUACCGACGGGAUCCAAUACUUUCCCGCUACAAAGUCACGGACAUUAUUGCGGCGACAAAAGAGUAGGCGAGGACUUUGGUGGUCAACAUCUCGAUGAGUUGACGCCAGAUGUUUCAAACGUGAGCAUCGCAACAUCUUCUUCGGGGGGCACUGCAUCUACCGGCGAUUCCUCCUUUCCGUUCGUCGCUCUGACCACCCAGGGUUUGGUGCUGUGCAACGCGCCGCUGGAACAGGGGCAGCUGCACACGUGCAUGUCAGCUCCGCUGGUCGCACUUCUCGAAAACACGGCACACUUUCACGCCUGGUACUGUUUCAGUGCUGUUGAAGUCGUGCAGGAUGAAACCGCCACACAGACGUCGGCAACGCUGCAAAGGCAAGCAGACGCGAAAUUAUACGCCGGUACCAGAAUUACAACAACAUCAAAACUCUUUCACUUCACCGCCCUCACUGCACACGGUGACCUGGUCCGGUUCGGUAGCGACGGAAGAAAACUGUGGGGCCGGGACGUACGGGCGAAAAGAAAUUUGAAGUUUUUGGAAGCAGGAAACAACGCGAGCGUGGAUGCUUGGGGUGGAUCAUCUUUGGCAGCUGCUGUUAGCUCGUCCACUGCAGCGGAUAUUAGCGCAGCGUCUGGCGCAAAACAUCAAACAUUAUCGGCCACGCGAGGAUCUCCAACGAGGAAAAAAGACCGGGCGUUCUUCGAUGAGGCCCGACCGAGGUUGUUGGAGGAGGUCUUUUUGAAGACGCAACAAGGUUCUUGCGCGGUACCUCUACCUGCUUCGAAAGUAGUCUCCCAGCUCCUGAUGCAUCCGACUGUCGGCUACGCGGCUACGUUGACAAGCGGCACAGUGCGCAUUUACCAGCCAUUUUCCUCAUCAUCAUCUUCUGCGCGUGCUUCUCACGGGACGAGCAGUGGCGUACCAGGAAAAGCUCCUGCAAAUACUGCAUCGUUAGCCACACCACCGGCAAAUGCAAACAGCGCACCGACAGUAGUAAGAUCCAAAAUUCUUUCCCACGGGGUGCUAGGCGGCGGUCACGACUCCAUUCGGUGUCUCGCCUGGGACACAACAAACACGAGGAAUUACCCGCCCCUGUUGCUCGGUGUGACCACGACCUCGGUGUUGGUAAGCGCCAGAAUCACGUCACUGGACCAAAUCGGAUUCAAACCUGUUCUGGUUCGCGGGGGAGGGGGCGGUAGUUUGAACACUUCUGCGCAAGUACCUGCCUCAACAACAACGUCAACAUUAUCGUCCUCUCAAAGUAGAACAGCUUCAAAAGCAACCACAAAAGACCAGUUGUCUUCAUCUCGUCGCGCACCUGCUGCUGCGCCUCUCGUCGGCAUGGUUACGAGGACUUCUUCAUCUUACAACCGUGAUGACGCAGGAGCCUCGACGUCCACAUCACAGCAAGGCGCGACUUCGCAGGUCAAGAAUGUUGAGGCCGUGGUGGUGAAGUUGUGCUUCACACUGGUGCUCUAUCACGACAAGACACUCGACGUCGGGCAGUUCUCGAUCAAAAAUCGCGAUGGGAUGUUCACGGUGUUCUGGCAGGCGAGGCACACACUGAGACUGAAUGUCAUGAACGCAGCGAAUUAUAGUGCGCUUUCAGUAUCGGGGCCGGGGGCGGCACCCGCACGACCCGCAGCGAUGUCGCAGCAACAAAUUUGCGUGCGGAAGAGACUGGACUUCAUGCCAGAUGCACUCGGUGCGGAAGUGCUUGUGGCUAACAAUUAUAGUGGCGAAAUUACAGGAGCGGGCGAAGCAGAGUCAGAACCUCCAAGGGAAACCGGUGCGGCUUUCCCGUCGAUUCAAACCGGCAACAUCCGAACUGGAGAGAUGGGAGUGCUCAAGGGACUCGGAUUUGCAAAAACCUCCACGCAUCGCGCUGUCAUCGCCGCGCAUAAAGACAAACUCAACGACCAACAACUUCGCCACCAGGGAGGACCAAAAAUCCUUGCCAUCGACCUUGUAGACGACUACCUCGGUGUGCUGUGGAGCUCCGCUGAGGUUGCAAUUUAUUUCUGCGGUAGCGUCACGGGAUCGGGACGAGACGCAACGGAAAACAGUGCAGCUGGUCUCGAUCACCAACAAAAAGUAUCUGGAGCAGCACAUCAGACGCGGUCAAACACGAAAAAUAACACUAAAAGAAAACCGCGGGAGAAGUCCUCCUCCUCGUUCCGGUUGCUUUGCAAAAUCGUUCUCAAAAACGUGCCCAACCUGCAGCGCGACAAGGCGGCUGACUCAACGACGACCUUCCGUGCCUGGAACGCGCAAGGGCCGGUGAAUGAUUUAGCCCAGGGGCUGUAUCAGCAAUCGAAUAACCUCACGAAGUCCAUUCUGGACCACGUAAAGCAACCACCGAAUCUACUGCAUGCCGCGACCGCGUCUGCCGGAAAUACGAGCAGGAGCUUCCACCGUGGUUCACAAGACGAGAAGACGCAAACUGAAACUUCACUCUUCGCAUCGUCAGGUGCAAGAACAGGAAAUGCAAAAAUCGAAGUAAAACUACAGGCGUCCGACUUCCUCACCUACGGUUUUUUCGAGUUCCAGCGCAACACCAGUACCGGCGACGGCCUGGUAGCGCUCGCCUUCGGUUUCGGCGACUCCGGUUUGUAUGGUCCGAACCUGUUCGCCAGAAGUCGAUCGCAGGUCGCCGGCGAAUCUUUUGUCACCGCCCAGGUCCUCUCGGUUGCCCCGACGACGGAGGCGGUGUGUUUUGGGCCAAGCAAUUCCGGCACUUUGCUCGUCAUGGACAACAGCGACCUGCGGUCUCCGCAAGUCUGCCUCCAGGUGAUACCGUUUCCGUCGGCCAUAGCGAACGCGCUGCACUCCUCGACGGCACUGAAUCUGUACCACCCGGACGCGCUUCACUUUUUGAUCACGCACGCCAACUUCUUUCCGGACAAAAUGGUCCACACGGUACUGCGAAAAUUGCGGGAGGGCUUGAAAACAGCGAACUGGGAGGUGCUGGCCGAUAUUGUUGUGGAUAACGAUAUCUACGAGGAACACGAGCAACUCGGUCACCGAGAUGAAAUAACUGGUACUCCGUCGCAAUUCGUAUCAGCGCCCGCGACUGUCGCGACGACCAGUGUGGUCACUGCUAAUCCCAAAGCCGACUGCGCAGAAGAUUUUUGGAACGAUCGCGACAGCGAUAGCGAUGCGGAUGAAAUGGAGAAGCUUACUGCUGCUUCUACCAAUCUCGAUGUUCUUACCUCUUCAGAACCUAAAACCGCGCGGCCUUCAGCUGGCGCAACAACUCCUAUUUCAACUGCAGUAGCUCCUGUGUCCUUCUGUUCCUCCACGUGGGACGCUGCUUCUUGGCGAUUACCCGAGGUGGAAUUGAAGGAAAUCGUGGAACUUUUACACCACAAGCGCAUUCCUUUUGUGGAUUCCGCGGAGCAAAGGGUGCUAAUCCAGAUGCUCAACAGCUUCACGUCAACGGGAGCAUCAAAACCAGCGAUAAUUCCCUCGAAUCCGCUUGCCUCGCUAAAGGUUGACUUUCCCGGGCAGAAGUUCCUUCGCGCUUGGUACUUUCACCGCGGAUUGAAUCAAGUUUAUUCCGCAGCGACAGGGACUUCUACGACUACUGGAACCUCCACUACAAGCAGUUCGACCAGCACGACCAGAGAAAACUACAGCGCUCUUUCCUCAUCGUCCUCCUUCCCAAUGCUGACAACUUGUGCUGCCGCCAGCCUGUCCACCGAAGACAUUGUGUGGGCGUUGCACAGCAAGGACCAAAGUGCGCUGUGUGAUUUGAUGCUUUUCGAACUGGAGAAACAAACGGAACAUGCUGCCAACAUAGCAAACCAGCCGACCACGUUCGCUCUGGAAGGGGAGGAGACGAAAAUUUCGGGGGAACAGAUUUGGAGAGCCUUCGAAUCCGUUUCCAAGCUCGGGUUUUGGCUGACCAACAAGACGCAAAUCACCCGCUGUCUGGAGGCGCUUCCGAAGAAAAUUCUGCAGCUGCAGAAAGACGUCCCCCUGCAGGACCGGAACCCGGAGGCGGUGGCCUUGUGGUACGCCGCGUUGGGGCGGCACAGCUUGCUGGCCGCCUUGUACAAAGCGUCGAAACAGGAGGCCAUUGCAGGCUUUAUCUCCCAACUGGCAGCGAAUGUAGGAGGUGGAGGGAGUUUGCGGAAGAACCAAGUACAACUUACAGGAACAAUGCAGGGAGCGGCUCGUCAUCAUGCAGGAACAAGUGGAACUACUUCUACUACAGGCAUCGAGCAGCAGGAUAAUUCUCAGCAGACACAGGAUCAGGAGCAACAGCAGCAGUCGCAAGCCGUGAAGACCAAAGCGAUCAAAAAUGCGUACGAGUUGAUCCGGCAGAAGCGGUACAUGCUGGCGGCGACGUUUUUUCUCUUGGCGGACCGCUGGCGCGACGCGGUAGACGUUGUAGUGCGGUACAUGAGCGACUUUGGCCUCGCUUUACUCCUUGCCCGGCUCGCGCCCCUCGACGCUGUGGAGAUCGAUCCGACGAGUGGGUUUGGAGCGGAGGAGAAGAAGCGGGUGGAGGAGGUAAUCAGGGUGGCGGAAGGUGGCGGGGCGAAUUUCGAAGAAGAUGGAGAUGGUAUAAGUGCUGUCUUGUUCCUGAUCCUGCUAUUCCCUGACAAUCUUUUCUACUUGCAUUGUUCUUGGAGACGGUUGAAUGCAUGGGUGUCAUGCCACCUCCUGGAGGAGCAAAAUGAAAUCCAAUACAGAACUACGAUGCAACAAAAAGAAGAAUAACAAAAUAAACUAACAUCAGCCUUCGCUGCCGGCUCCCCGGAACUACCGGUAGCAGUAUCAGCCACUGUAGCUGCUAGCUCCAUGAAGAUUGACCACGACUUCGAGCAGACUGCAACAAUAAAAGUCCCCCCGCUCGUGUACCACGUUGCCAUGGACGAGCUUUUUCCUCUUGCGCAGAGCCGGGGGGACGUCUGGCUUUCUAGUCUAGCGUUGUGGCACGCGGGGAAGUGUGUGGACGCCGCGGCCGUGCUGUCAGGAAGAGCAGGCGUAAGAGCGUCGUCGUCGACCAAAGGAAGUGCGAUUGUUCCGGCUGUCGAGUCGUCGUCCGGCGAUGCACCGGCUUCGGCGCAGUCGGGCGGAACCACGUCAGGAGAGAUGACGAACGCAUCCCCUUUCGCAGCUUCGUCCUUCUCUCCUGACAUGAUCUCCUACAACAACCACGAGAAUUCAUCAUCCCAGCUGCCACCAACGUCCGGGCAAGCGACUUUCCUAGUCGGUCUGCGCCCGGGCGCCCGGGACGAGCUGAUCACCGGCCACUUCCACGAUUUCCUCGUCGAAUUACUGCGAUGCGACAUGAAAAUCGAAUUCUCGGCGCAUAUAGCAGGCGCGGAACAAACGUCGAAUACGUCUACUUCCAGCACUGCUUUAUUUCAAAAUAGUGCAACCACGUCAGCUACACCUACAGGGGUAGCAACCGCCAGCGGAGCGAAGAUUUCCAAGCCGCGUCUCUCUCGCCAAUGGUCGUCCGUUUCGAGCUCCCGGCAGAGUUCGAAAGAACAGUUCUCCUCUGGCGCAGAAGGGACGUCAACCACUAUGGGCAUCGCAGCCGAGGAUGAGAUAUCACAUUACGAUCCAGAACAUCAAGCAAAAGUUGAUGUAGAUCAAGUGAGUAACUCCAUCACAGAACUGGGGCUAACGUACCUCCAGCGCCGGCACCCCGUGCUCGCUUACCUUUCCGGCGAUCGCUCCGUGCCGGUUAUCCGGGCACUCUUACCAUUGUUUCUCGGCAUGGGCAGGAGUUUUGAAGAGUUUACCGAACAGCUUCCGACCCCGCACUUAUCCUACGCCGAGAAGCACCAGCUGUGGGUAACCAGUGCUUCUUCCGGCGGUAGGAAUAACGGCGGCCAGAGGACUACAGAAAUAUCAUCCCGCAAGGGAGGUGGACCGAAAAACAGCAUGAUCAGUGGUCUGAAUGCCGCGAGUGCGGAGAAUUUCGUGCUCGAGACUCUAUCCUUCUGCGUGCGAAACAACGCAACGAGCUUGGCGCCCGGCGUGGACUUUCCGUGCCGCGUGUUGAAAGCGGCGCUCCCCCACUGCGGAUCGUUGAAGUUGCAGACCCUUGUUGCUGCAGUGCUGGCGCUGUACGAACUUACUACCGGCAGCGGAUUGUGGUUGAGUGACUACAAAAACUGCGCGGCGCGAUAUUCGUCUUCCAAGAAAGGUAGUGGCUCAGCAACGGAUCAUGCGCACCGUGGGAAAACAUCUGCAGGAGCAAUUGCGGCUGCCCCUCUGUGGGCCUCUGAUUUCCUGAACAAAGACGUCGAUGGAAAGCAAGUGCUGUUGGGUGACCCGACGGAAAACCUUCUGGAUAGCGAGGAGGAGAGUAGAACAGGAAGUAUGACAACGGAAGAGCUUCACUCGGCGAGAGAGAAGACUACCGACGUCAUGUGGCGCGUUCUUUUGCAAGCAGUGCAGGAAUUGUCUGCGGACGCAGUGCUCGUGCAGGGAACAAGGUCUGGAUCUGUUGGUGGAUCGCAUCCUUCUCCGACGAAUCCUUCCGGGUCGUCUUCAGGCGCUCGUCCUAGGCAGAUACUCCACCCCCCAGCCCCGACUUUCAGUACCGCCGCAUCGCUUUUGCUGCAACACUACGAAGACGAGGACUCUCUGACCAAUACCAGCACUGAAGAUCUUCCUCCUGCUGCUGGCGCUGGUAAUAAAACUGGAAGCACAUCAGCAAGUGCCAAUAUGAGUGGUCCACAGCAUUCGCGACCACACUCCCCUGCUCGUCCGCAGCCGCCAACACCAACGCAGGCCCUACUUCCGGUUUUUCUCACGACAGCAUUGUCCUCUUCCGCCCAGCUUCCUGCCUCCGUCCAAUCCGACCGCCUGGUCCACACGGACGCGGCAACCCGGCACCCAAACAGCCGCAUGCUUGAGUCGCUUGACCACGAUCGCGACGUGGUUCGGGCGAGGUUUGACAAACUUCGUACGGAUUUCCAGGCGGAAUUGCAAGUGUGCAGGGAUAAAGACGCAGGUGGUGGAGCUCUUCGCUUUACUUCUUCCAAGAAAAAACAAUGGGUGGAUAGCUCCUGUGGAGGUCUGCUGUGUCUCACUCCGCUUCAGAAAGUUUUCGUCUUGUCCUUCGCGGUGCAGGUUAGCGAACAGUUGGUGGACCACCUGCUUCAGAAAACGGAAUUCGAAACGCGAAGCGCGCCACCUUAUACAGGGCCGCUGACGGGCAUAGCUACAACAAAUCCGUCUUCCCGUGCGCCAUCCUCGACAUACAACAGCAAACAAUCGAAGUCGACCGCGUCUUCUUCAUCGACUUUCGACUCGCUCCCGCAAACCGGCACCAUGCGGACCUUCCUCCACCUUAUCACAGUGCGUGCGCGGCACUGCGUCGUCGAGGAAUUUUCCAAGUGCCCCCAGGAUUUGAAACUGGCGUUGCUGCACGACGACAUCUUUUCCUUGCAAAUCCCGCAGGAGCUGGCGAGCUUCACCUUUAUGCGUCGGAAAUCGAGAUCGAAGACCGUACCUCUACCAACAGGAGCCAGCAGCGCAACCGCGAUGUUGACGGCGGCCGAGUACGACGCUGCGCGAAGCGGUGGUGCUGCAGCUGCCUCAGGAAUUAGUACUCAGCCGACAUCAACUUUUUUCGGCAGCGUGUUCGGCGGCAUCCUUGCGCCGGUAGUUGUGCCUGAAGCGGUGGACGAUGUUGUAGUAUCCGACGAGCAGACGCCGAAUAGCAGGACUAGCGGGACUAGUACAACUGGGACAGCGCAACAAAGUACCAUCCACCGGAUUCAGCUCACCCCGAUGGAUGAGUUAUUCCGAAUCGCCACCGGAAACAACAUCGCUGCUUUGACCUUGUGGCAAAGGCUUUCCGGGACGUCAUUUCUCCUUUUGCUUGGCACACACCACCCGGCGGUGGUGGCGAUGCGACUUGAUGAGAAGUUUGAAAAAGACUUCGCCUUGAACCCAAACAAUUCCUCGAGCUUUCAUUCGGCAACAUCCGCCGGACCGUCGACCGCAACCGGAGCUACAGCGCUGAGUGGUAGAACUGCUGCAAAUUACAACAACCCCGGGAACUUUUCCCUGGAUCGGAACCUUCUCACGACCGAAAACGAGCGGAACAAGCUGGAGGAAGAAGAAUUCCUGGCCGCUGCAGCGGAACUACAACAGAGCGGACUUCUGGAUGCAACGGGAACAACAGAGACGAGUCUGAGCGGAACAAUCCAAAAGUCCUCUCAGCUGCAGUCUCUCCUCCUGAAAAAAGUUGUCAAUGCCGCCAACUCUUGCGUCGUAGACAACAGCGGGUCGCUACGGGUAAGUUUGUUUUCCGAGACCGACGCUUCGUCCUCGUUUCUAACCGCCGGGAAGAUGGUUAGUGAGGGCGAGAGGUGCCAUUUGUCCAUGUUGAUGCGGAAGCCGUUGCUGGCCACCGACGUGGAACACGAGUGCUGGGACACAGCCAGGGAGAUGCUUCUAGCCGGGUUGAAUUAUCGCGCCCCGUCCUCGUCGUGUUCGUACGACGAGCGCAGCAGCUUCCUGGCCACCACCGCGAGAGGAGCUGCCGGUGUUUCUAUCGCCCCAGCACAACUUCUUCGAGUAUUAAAAAGCGGCGAGAUCAUGUCCAAUUUCAACCCACCGCCAGGAGCAGGGGAGACAGUAUUAAACGGGACGCCGGGGGCUACAACUGCAACUGGACGGGUCGUUGACGGUCCGCAGGACGUUGUCGUGGAUGACCAAUCUGCAGCUACGCCUAGUAGUGCAGCCCGCUCACGGCCCCCGCGGGGAGCUUAUCUGCGGAUGAAAGUGAACAAGAGCAGCCCGCCGAGCAGAGGUCCAGAGGAGGACGAGGUGCUCGAAGGGAAUGAAAACGCAGCUCCGACGUCAUCUUUUUCAGAAAGUAGUAGAAGUAGAACUGCACGUGCACCUGGUGUCCACCAACACGCUCCUCCAUCUUCCGCGAUCCUUGACCAAGCGAUCAAUUUCGAGCAAACUACGGCUGUGAAGAAGCUGAAAACUGUCCCCGAAGUGAUCACAAUGUCGUGCGCGCACAAGACGGAGCCGCUGUACGCCGUCGCCUGCGAUUCGGGGCCGCUGGCAUUCGUGCGCUCGUUUGCGGAGGAAGAAUUGGAAAUCAGUUUGGACACGUCUGCGCUGGUGAAUGCGGGGAGUGGCAGUUUUGGAGCCGGCAGUGCUGCAGUGGCGGCUUCUUCUAGAGCCGGCGGCGUCAACCAGCAAGCAGCGUUUACAUCCCCGGAGAGGCGGCGGGCCGAAGAAGAGAGUGCUGCAGCAACAACGUCGCAAGGUGGACCGCCAAAUGCUGGUGUAAGUGGUGACAACUUGAAGAGGAUAACUUCAACACCAACCCUUAAUGGCUCUUCGUCGUCCAGUGGGGCGGUGGGGGUCGCAGCUGGUGCUGGACCAAUCUCUCUGUCCCCUCCCGCAGACCUAUCCCCAACUACCAGCUACUCGGCAGGUGCUGGUGCUGUAGCGAGCGCAGGCUCGUCGCCCGUGGACACCGGCGGAACGUUGCAGCACGGCAAGAAGACGCAGUCGAUACCUUCUUCAACGGCCUCAACUUAUCAACAAGUGCAAAAAUGUCUGGGUCUGGAAGGUUAGAACUUGUCAUGCUAAAUCUGAAUGAUGCAAAAAUCUGUGUUGCGUGAGUACCAAAAGCUGUCCGCUUUUGACCAAGUUGAGAGGGAGUUUCUCAUGCAGGAAAGGCAUGAUAGAGACCUCAAAAAAUCUGUCAUGCUGGGUCUCGCAUUCCAGACCUCAUGGGUCAUGGAAAACCUGCAUCACAAAUCUUGCAUUCUUGCAGACCCAGACACUUUUACAUUUGAUACAACUACGAAGCAAGCCAACGCCUACGUCGCCACGCAGCGGAUUUCUGUACUGCAGUUCCAGGGCGACAGAAUCGUUGUCGGAACCCGAGGUGCGGUGGAUUCGCCAAACGUGUGUGUUUACCACUAUGGCGCUGGGAUAGAAAGCUUCAGUAAGAGAAGUUCUGCUCGUCCAGAUGUUGACCGACAAAGUGCGAUGCCGUCAGGAGCGGUUGCUAGUACUGAUCCCAGCUCAACAAACAGACACAACAACACAGUGUCCCAACGCCCGUACCUGACCUUCUCGACCGAGUCCGCGCACAGCCAACUUCUCGGUGGGGACUUCUGUUCCGAGCAGUGCCUGGUAACGUGUGGAGCGCCGACGGAGACGACGUACUUUUCCACACCUUUGUCCUCUUCAAGCUCGGCAGCUAUCCAACCGGGCAGCUACAACUACGCAUCCAGUAAAGAGGAGUUCCACAGCUCUUUGGGAGUGUGGGACCUGCGCAUACCGCCAAGAGCCAGGCUCGUGCUCCGAGACAAGAUCUCGCUGCGCGGAAUGUCCAGCACGUCCGCAGACGCAUUGAUCAACACCAGGGUGGCCUGCUUGUGGACGAAAGAUGCGGGGUCAGGAUCUUGUACUGUUUCAUCAUCGAAUAGCAGCGUAGCCCACACCGCUACUGGAGAGAUUAUUCCUUUCGAUCAGCACGGAACAAGUGGGUUUUCGGCGAUUCGAAGGCCGAUGGUACAGCAGGACUUCUCUUCAGACCUGUUUUUCGUGGACCACCAUGCGUCUUCGACCAAUCUGCCCUCGACCGCCUCUCUGAAUUAUGGCACCAACGGGACAACAUCAUCAUCCUCUUCGAACCUUUCCUCCAACGACAAAACGCUUCUAGUCACCUCGCGCAGUGGCCACCUGCGGUGGUUUGACCUGCGCAACCAGAAGUACGUGCACAAGGCGAAAUCUUCGCACAACGGGUCCGCGGUGAAGCAGUUGCUGGUUUUUGAGGACUUGAAAAAUUGCGUGACCAUCGAUCAUAACGGGAACCUGCUUCGUUGGGUCUGCCCCGAUCUGGCGAGGCGUUUCACGGACUGCUUUUGCGUCGAGAAGAAACAGCAACUACACGCGUCGACGAGCUUGUUGGUGCAAAGGACCGCCGUGGUGUCCUCCGCGCAAGUCGUCGGUCCGAGACAUUUCGUGACUACUGGGCUGGAUGGAGCGUUUUACUUGCAUUGCUUCUGA
Amoebophrya sp. A120 is the source of this 13426-nucleotide messenger RNA. The record is from the annotation of a GenBank genome assembly. Lineage: Eukaryota; Dinophyceae; Syndiniales; Amoebophryaceae.